Molecule: messenger RNA, 6196 nt
Organism: Sus scrofa (pig)
Lineage: Eukaryota; Metazoa; Chordata; Mammalia; Artiodactyla; Suidae
Gene: ADAR
Product: adenosine deaminase RNA specific
Biological process (GO): RNA processing; adenosine to inosine editing
Cellular component (GO): cytoplasm; nucleolus
Molecular function (GO): double-stranded RNA binding; double-stranded RNA adenosine deaminase activity; tRNA-specific adenosine deaminase activity
Source: RefSeq, a predicted model, not a curated record
AAAGGCAAGGAGGACAGCAACAAAAUCCCUGCUUAACUAGGACGCAAACAAAAGAGAGGGGAAUCACGUGGUGCUCCCUCCCACGCCCGGCGCGCCAAUGAUGUCACCAAUCCGCGACCCGGCCAUUGAUUCCCGGCUGAAGGGGUGUUCCCGGAGCAGGAGCCAACCCCAUCCACUUCAAGGCUAUGAGCCCAGCAAGCUCAGACACCAGCAGCCAGGGCUGGGACUGUAUCCUGAUAGUUUCCAGCUCCAGCAAAUAGAGUUUCUCAAGGGGCGGCUCCAAGAAGUACCCCUAAUUGGAAAGCAGACACCAUCACUGCCACCAUUCCUCCCUGGACUUGGGCCAAGGUUUCCAGGACCACCUGCCAGAGGCAGGCAGCUAGAGCCCUGGGGUGUCCCCUGGGGCGUGCAUCUCAGCAGUCAGGUGCUCCCGAGAGAGUUCCAGCACCCUUCCCCACCUGGCCGGAAUCUGCCAUGGAGAGGUGUUGAUCGGCUCUCCUCACGUUUCCAGCAACUGACUAUCAGCCAGGAUCAGGAACAAAGGGUCUUAGAGGAGCUUGGGGAAGGGAAGGCCGCCACAGCGCAUGAUCUAGCCUGGAAGCUCCAAACCCCCAAGAGGGAAAUCAAUCGCAUUUUAUACUCUCUGGCAAAGAAGGGCAAGCUGCAUCGGGAGGCAGGAACUCCCCCUUGGUGGAGAAUUGCCGUCCCAGGUCAGACGUGCAAUCCACCCAGCCAAGUAGUGAGAGCAGACCCUUGUAGCCAGGGAGCUCCAGGCUCAGACCCCGGUUUGGAAACUGAAGACAGAAGCCCCACCCCUGACUUGGAAGCCCCGCCUGAGCCUUUCGACAUGGCUGAGAUCAAGGAGAAGAUCUGUGACUACCUGUUUAACGUGUCCAACUCCUCUGCCCUGAACUUGGCUAAAAACAUUGGCCUCACCAAGGCCCGAGAUGUGAACGCUGUGCUGAUUGACUUGGAGAGGCAAGGGGACGUCUGCAGGCAGGGGACCACCCCUCCCAUGUGGUAUCUGACCGACAAGAAGCGGGAGAGGCUACAAAUCAAGAGAAGCACGGACAGCGUUCCCGAAACCCCUCAAGCUGCGAGCCCGGAGACCCCCCUCGCAGAGCCCUCCCCCUGCACCUUCCCCGAGCCGGAUGCCUCAGACAGCACGGUCCCCACAGAAGAAGUGGAGAAUGGGCAGGAACCCGUCGCAAAGCUAGAAACCAAGCAAGAGGUCACACCAGACCUGAUAAAGCUGAAACCACCUGUCCACGACAACGGCCCCUCCAAAACAGGGUAUGUUGACUUUGAAAAUGGCCAGUGGGCCACAGAUGACAUCCCCGAUGACUUGAAUAGUAUCCGCGCAGCACCAGGUGAGUUUCGAGCCAUCAUGGAGAUGCCCUCCUUCUACAGUCAUGGCUUGCCACGGUGUUCACCCUACAAGAAACUGACAGAAUGCCAGCUGAAGAACCCCAUCAGUGGCCUGUUAGAAUAUGCUCAGUUCGCUAGUCAGACCUGUGAGUUCAACAUGAUAGAGCAGAGUGGACCACCCCAUGAACCUCGAUUUAAAUUCCAAGUUGUCAUCAAUGGCCGAGAGUUUCCCCCAGCUGAAGCUGGCAGCAAGAAAGUGGCCAAGCAGGAUGCAGCCAUGAAAGCCAUGACAGUUCUGCUUGAGGAAGCAAGAGCCCAGGACGGUGGAAGAUCAGAAGACGCAUACUUCUCUUCCUCGGAGAAGGAGUCCCAGAAGACCGCAGAGUCCCAGACUACCACCCCUUCAGCAACAUCCUUCCUUUCUGGGAAGAACCCCGUCACUACACUGCUUGAGUGUGUGCACAAGUUGGGGAGCUCCUGUGAAUUCCGCCUCCUAUCCAGAGAAGGCCCUGCCCAUGACCCCAAGUUCCAGUACUGCGUUGCAAUGGGAACCCAUACUUUCCCCACCGCCAGCGCCCCCAGCAAGAAGGCGGCAAAGCAGUUGGCUGCUGAGGAGGCCAUGAAGGCCCUGCACCGGGAGGCCACCAGCUCGCUGUCUUCCGAUAACCAGCCUGGAAGCACAAACUCGGAAUCAUUCGAUAACCUGGAAUCCAUGAUGCCCAACAAGGUCAGGAGGGUUGGCGAGCUCGUCCGAUACCUGAACACCAACCCCGUGGGCGGCCUGUUAGAGUACGCCCGCUCCCAUGGUUUUGCUGCUGAGUUCAAGUUGGUCGACCAGUCCGGACCGCCUCACGAGCCCAAGUUCGUUUACCAAGCAAAAGUUGGGGGUCGCUGGUUCCCAGCCGUCUGCGCACACAGCAAGAAGCAAGGCAAGCAGGAAGCUGCAGAUGCGGCCCUCCGCGUCUUGAUUGGGGAGAACGAGAAGGCUGAGCGCAUGGGUUUCACAGAGCUUCCUCUCACGGGCAGCACCUUCCACGACCAGAUAGCCAUGCUGAGCCACCGGUGCUUCAAUGCCCUCACCAAGUUUCAACCCUCCUUGCUUGGCCGAAAGAUCCUGGCUGCCAUUAUCAUGAAGAAAGACUCUGAAGACCUGGGUGUCGUGGUCAGCUUGGGGACGGGGAAUCGCUGUGUGAAAGGAGAUUCUCUGAGCCUCAAGGGAGAGACGGUCAAUGACUGCCAUGCAGAGAUCAUCUCGCGGAGAGGCUUCAUCAGGUUUCUGUACAGCGAGUUAAUGAAAUACAAUCCCCACACCGCGAAGGAUAGCAUAUUUGAGCCCGCUAGGGGAGGAGAAAAGCUCCAAAUAAAAAAGACCGUGUCCUUCCAUCUCUAUAUCAGCACGGCCCCAUGUGGGGAUGGUGCCCUCUUUGACAAGUCCUGCAGCGACCGGGCUGUGGAGAGCACAGACUCCCGCCACUACCCUGUCUUUGAGAACCCCAAGCAAGGCAAGCUCCGCACCAAGGUAGAGAACGGGGAAGGCACCAUCCCAGUGGAGUCCAGUGACAUUGUGCCCACGUGGGACGGCAUUCGGCUGGGAGAGAGACUCCGCACCAUGUCCUGUAGUGACAAAAUCCUGCGCUGGAACGUGCUCGGCCUGCAGGGGGCGCUGUUGACCCACUUCCUGCAGCCGGUGUAUCUCAAAUCCGUGACACUGGGUUACCUUUUCAGCCAAGGGCAUCUGACCCGUGCCAUCUGCUGCCGAGUGACAAGAGAUGGGAGCGCCUUUGAGAACGGACUCCGGUACCCCUUUAUCGUCAACCACCCCAAGGUUGGCCGAGUCAGCGUAUAUGAUUCCAAAAGGCAGUCGGGAAAGACCAAGGAGACGAGCGUCAACUGGUGUUUGGCCGAUGGCUACGACCUGGAGAUCCUAGACGGGACCAGAGGCACCGUGGACGGGCCACGGAAUGAAUUGUCCCGAGUCUCCAAAAAGAACAUUUUCCUUCUAUUUAAGAAACUCUGCUCCUUCCGGUACCGCAGGGACCUACUCAGACUCUCCUAUGGUGAGGCCAAGAAAGCCGCCCGCGACUACGAGAUAGCCAAGAACUACUUCAAAAAAAGUCUGAGGGACAUGGGCUAUGGGAACUGGAUAAGCAAACCUCAGGAGGAGAAGAAUUUUUACCUCUGCCCAGUGUAAUGUGAUGCAGUGACUGAUGGGUCGGGCGUUUCACACUGGGGUGAGGGAGAGGUCGUAGCAUUCCUCAUCACAUCGAUCAGGGGGGUGGGCCUUUUGUUUUCCUUUGGUUUUUGUUGUUUUCUUCUUCUUUUUUUUUUUUGUGUUUUUUUGUUUUUUGUUUUUUUUAAUGGAACCACAAUUGGCGACACUGAGAACUCUGAGUUCCUGUCUGUCCUGCUUUCUUUGGGAUGACGAGGCCGGGUCUGGCUGGCCCCCUCCUCUUCCCAAGCCAAGAGGCAGAGACCUCAGGGGAGAGAAGAGGGGUUGGAGGGUUGCUCCUUCUUUCCAGCCCGAGCGUGAGCCGUCACUGAGCACCUGCCGCUACUUCCUCUCCGUUCUUCUUGGGUUCUUUGCGUUUCCUCUCGCUCUGUGUUUGCUACACUGACCUCUUGUGGUCUCGAGUAGGCUCCAGUCAAGUCUGUGUGAACCACGCCAGGGACUGAGGAUUUCAUUUGUCCGUGCUGAGGCCCCUUUGCUUCCCCUCCUCCCCUUCUGAGAUUCUUUCCUCACGAUCCACCCUCCAGUUUUGCCUUUUCCUCCAGAGGGUGAAGAGGUGAACUCAAAGAAUUUGGUGAAACACUUCUAAGGGCAGGAGUUUAAAACUGCAGUCCGUUUGUGACUGGUGCCAAGUGCAGUCAGAAUCUGCAGAUAAUGCUCAGCGAUCUUUGGAUCUUGCACUUUAGCCAGCUCAGGAGGGGCCCAGAGGCAGGACGCUGCUGCUGGGGAAGUGGGGAGGCGCGUCCUGUCCCCGGGCGGUAGGGGAGGCUGGGGCCGGCCAGACUGGGCUGCAGGAAUUGCCCAGGUAAGAGAGGAGGCCUGCCCCGCAGGGUGGCACCAACCGCUUGCCAGGGAGGCAGUCGCACAGCGAAGUGUUGCCAAGCUCCCAGCUGCCCCUCCUCCUGACGCAUUUCUAGGGAUGCGUGUCCCACCGCCGGAGGGAGUAGGGCCAUCGACCCCCCACCACUGGUAGGAAAACAUCCAGGAGGAAUCCUAAAGUGUAAAUCGUCUCUGCUCAGAUAAUCAGGACUCAGCAAGAAUAAAAUCAUGUUAGGUCACAUCACUGUUCCACCUGGCAUGUUUCUCAUGAUGGUGACACCGAGGGAAGGUGACUGAGUCAUGGGUACAUUGGGAGUUUUUAAAGGAUGUUGAUCCUUAACAGCCGCACAGAUAAGAAACUCAGACGUAAUUUUUUCUCUUUGAUUAACCAAGUGCUUUUGUCUUCCCCAAUAGCUUCAGCAGGUUGUUAGUGGGCAGGUGGCAGCCCUGCGGCCUCCCUGCCUGCUGGGGAAUCUUUAUAGGGUUGACAGUCAACAGUCGUUAGGUGGAAAAGGAGGGUGUCCCAAACCCCUUGGCCUACACUCGAAGCUGCCGUGGACGCUCGUGUGGUCAGACCCUUGUCUUUCCGUGGCGUCUGGCCCUGGGCCUAAGCCAGCCAGACGUGCUCAAGAGAAGUACAGAGGCCCUGCCCCCUCCAAACCUGAGCCUGCCUCUUUCCUCUGGAUGUUUCCUCUGCGUUUAUCUGUGAACGGGCCGAGCUGGUGCCCUCAGCCGCUCCCCAUGCCCCCCCCCCACCCCCACAGACGGCUCUUAACCCUCCGUGCGUCCCAGCUCUUCAGCAGUAGGUGCAUCCAUGUCCGUGCAUUUGUUCUUGUGGCUACUGUUCUCUCUGUACUUUCGGCCAAAAGGAGACAACAAAUUUUUAAAUACAUUAAGGGUGUCUUUGUGGAACUCCAAAGUGUCCCAAGGAACCUGGAGGGAAACGGUGCCCGUCUUCUGCGGGGGAGGGGGCCUGCCCCCCGAGCCCUGCAAACCUGCUGAAGGCACGUGCUGUCAGCCCUGCCCCGGGAGGCAGCUCAUCUCCCUGGUUCUUGGGCCUGGAAGGGUGUUGCCUACUGAUUCUCGGCAUGUGGGGCCCCGCCGGGCCAUCCUGGGCAUUAGCAUCUCCUGCAGAGCGCAGGCUGUGCUGUCUUUCCUGACACCGGGAGCACGGGUGCUCUCAAGGCGGCCAAGCCCCCGCCUGCCCAGGAUCUUGUCUAGCAAGCUGACAGUAUUCAGUUUUUGCUGUAGGAAGAGAACAAGGCUUCCCUGUAACCCCAACCCCCGCCAACAUCUGCUGGAAACAAGCCUGUGUCAGGCCCUGCACGGCUGCCCCCCGCCCCCGCAACCCCCCAAUGCCCCUCGAGUCACAGAGACGGAGGAGGCAGAGCUCCCACCCAGAGUGCGCGCUUCACUUUUUCGUCCAAUCUUUGUUUUUGAUAAGCAGGAUUUUCUCCCCCCCAGCUUUUUUUUUUUUUUUUUUAAUGAUCUUUGUAGUUGAUUUGUCUAAACUGUGGCUAUUGUGUAUUCUUUGAAUAUAAUCACUUGUAAAAAUUGUCACCGCUGCAAGCUAUUUCUUUUACCCACGUUGAGGAGACCUUGUGGGUUUUGGGGUCUCGAUAGUGACUCCAAGUGCGGAGUAGAGAAAAGCCCAAGCAGAGGCUUGGGUGCCACGAUGGCCGCAGUCAGUUUUAUGAUUCUGCUUCUGUGUGUCCUUUGGUAAAGUGACUUAACAAUAUACAUUCCUCAUAAAUAAAAAAAAAAGAAAAAUCUGAAUUGUUA